CCAGAGCCUUUGGUUGGGAAGAACAUGGAGAGAAGGCUGCAUAAAAUUAGCCGCCAAGGUGAUUGCUGAUUUGCUCUGCGCUGAGCGGAAAUGCUCUCGGUCUGCUUUCUCGCUGCUUCCGCCGGCGCCGCGACAACCGCAAGAGUCUGCGAUUCGCCGCCUCGAUCCCCCCAUUGGGGUCGCCGUCAAUGCCGAUGGGAGCCCGGGAUAUAUUCUCCCCCCGGUGCCCUCGAGGUGCCCCCCGUGCCAGCAGCAGGAUCGAAUGUACGCUGUAAUCUCCCGAAUAUACUCCGCGGCGCGCAGCCGUCUCGAGGCCUUAAUAGCCGCGCUCCCGGGCAGCCACGAUGACGGCAGCAGGCGGGGUUCUCGACGGCGGCGGGGCAGGAGCAGCGCCACCAGCACCCCGCUCAGCUCGCCCAUGUCGAUGUGCUCCAUCAUCGGCGCGGGGGACGACCAGGCCACCCCCGCGUCGUCGUCCGCGGCCUAUAACACCCCACAGGGCGGGGCGGCCACGCCCGUGACCCUGCCGCCGCUGCUGCUGCCGCCGCCGCAGAUGGUGGUGGUGGCGCUGGACGCGACUAGGGACCACCGGGAUGAGGAGAUCAGGAUCGCGCUCAGGGGGCUGCUCGCGCGCGGGGACAUACUGCGCGGCGGUGACUCCCUCCUCGUGCUCGGCGUGCUCCACUUCGUCACCCAUCCGAUGGGCUACCAAACCAAAGCAUGUACUGAUUCUUUUGCUGGGAUGAGUGACCGAUACCUAAAAGAUCAGGUCGUGAAAACAGCUGAUUUCUACCAAAAUAAGCUCCGCCAAGAUGCAGAGGAGCUCCGCAAAGUUGGGAUUAGUGUGUCCCUCAAGGUGUACCCUGGAUCACCUGCGAAAGUUAUCAUUGUCCAAGAAGUAAAUUCCAGCAAAGCUGCUUGGGUUGUCUUGGAUAGGCACUUCAGAAGAGAUUUCAGGCACUUAGAAAAGCACAUAGCUUGCAAGGUUGCGGUAUUUGAGGAUAACUUAUCAGUGAAACAAUUGAAGAUAAUGAGAACAAAUCCGUCGAGCAAAAGCACAGGAGAAGUGAAGGCCCUUGAACAUUUAUCAGAGACACGUGAUCUGUGUUCAAAGACAAUAGAUGCUGACACUCACAGAGUGUCGAUCAAGUCAUCUCCUGUAAGUUACCUUGCCUCUCUAACCAACCAUGAGAUCCAUGAGACCUCCAGCGUGGUUGUCAGCGGCAUGCCAUACUUGGCGCCAUCAAUGAGCGGACUGUAUCUUACAAUUGACGAUACUGAAUCCUUCUCAAAUGGAAAAUAUAUGGAGGCAAAAAUGACCUCCCAGUAUGAUUCAUCCGCUAGACCAGUUCUGUGCACCGGUUGUGGGCUAAAAUCAGUUCCUUACAUCAAGGAAUCCAUGAAUUUUCCCUUCUCAGAAAUUCAAGCUGCAACAUCUACCUUCUCAAAAGAGAAUUUGCUGGGUGAGGGUGGAUUUGGACAUGUGUACAAGGGCCAGCUCAAGGAUGGCCAGGUCAUUGCUGCCAAGCUGCGCAAAGAAGCUAGCUCGCAGGGCUAUACUGAGUUCUUCUCUGAAGUGCAAGUUCUCAGCUUUGCCCGGCACCGAAAUAUCAUCAUGCUGCUUGGGUAUUGCUGCAAAGAAAGCUACAACAUCUUGGUGUAUGAGUAUAUAUGCAACAAUUCUCUCGAGUGGCAUUUAUUUGACAAGUCUGCAAGCUUACUAGAGUGGCACAAGAGGCAUGCUAUUGCCAUCGGUAUAGCAAAAGGGCUGCGCUUUCUGCAUGAGGAGUGCCGUGCCGGUCCAAUAAUUCAUCGGGAUUUGCGCCCAAGCAAUGUACUGUUGACACAUGACUUUGUUCCUAUGCUUGGGGACUUUGGUCUUGCAAAAUGGAAGGCUGGCAAUGGUUCCAUUCAGACAAGGAUUCUGGGGCAAUCAGGAUACUUGGCGCCUGAGUAUGCUGAAUAUGGCAUAGUUUCUGUCAGAACAGAUGUCUAUGCCUUUGGGAUUGUUCUUUUCCAGCUGAUAUCUGGUCGGAAGGUGCUUGAUGAAUGUGAAGGACAGUGCGCACAUAUAUUGCAAUGGGCAGAACCGUUGGUUGAGAGUCUUGCACUUCAUGAAUUAAUUGAUGAUUGCAUUAAAGAUACAUAUGAUACGUAUGGGUUAUAUCAUCUAGCCAGAGCCGCAUAUCUUUGUGUCAGGACGAACCCAGAGCAGCGGCCUUCUAUGGGAGAGGUUGUCCGUCUUAUUGAGACAGAAAAUGAGCAUAUCAGGGAUUUGUCGCGGCAGUUCAUCCCACAAUUUACAAAGUGAUGUAGUAAUAGAAUGGAAAUCCUUUGUUGUGAGAUCGCUAUUGAAGUUCCUAUGCUGCCCCAACAAACUAAGCUCAAAGGAACAUUCCCUACUCUCGUAGGUCAAACUAACACUAGCUCUCUUUUCCUCCCUUUCAUUUCUACGUCUCCUUUGUUUGCUUAAUCCACACAUAUAACAGUGUAUAUUUGGGGAAUUACCUCGUCCCUUUUUUGUUG
Molecule: messenger RNA, 2526 nt
Organism: Phragmites australis (common reed)
Lineage: Eukaryota; Viridiplantae; Streptophyta; Magnoliopsida; Poales; Poaceae
Product: inactive protein kinase SELMODRAFT_444075-like
Exons: 10
Coding region: 263-2311 (682 amino acids)
Biological process (GO): protein phosphorylation
Molecular function (GO): protein tyrosine kinase activity; ATP binding
Source: RefSeq, a predicted model, not a curated record